AUGGCACCAGCGAAGCUUCCGUCAGAGUUGGAGGAAGAGAUACUCAUUAGGGUUCCACCGUUGUCUCUCGCUCGUUUUAGAACCGUUUGCAAACCAUGGGCCAUGCUUCUCAACGACAAUAGAUUCAUCAACAACCACUUGGCUUUGGCUCGUGCAUGUCCUCAAUUCAUUUUCGCAACCAAAUCCAAGAUUUAUUCGAUAAGCAUCAAUUUCGAUGACGACCCAAAGACAAAGGUGUGCAAGAUAAACUUAGAGAUUCCUGGUUUAGAAUCAUAUAUAGAUCCCAACUUCUAUCAUUGUGAUGGCUUGUUGCUUUCUACUUGGAGAAAUGGAGCCGUUGUUUGGAACCCUUGGUUGAGACAGAGUAAAUGGAUUGAGUCCAAAGUUAAAAUAUCCGGGUUAUGUGGAAUAGGAUACGAUAGUAGUAGAUCCGAAAAGAGUUACAAGAUCGUUGGCUAUAGUCAUUUUUGGCGAAACGAUCAUUCUGGAGUAUAUGGAAGAGUUGUCAUUUACGGAUUUGCAACUAAUACAUGGAAGUAUAUUGGACCCCGUUACAAAGUAGAUUUUAUAACAAAGCAACCGAUACUUUAUAAUGUAUCAUUGAACGGAAAUUUGUAUUGGACUGAUUAUAAUCUUGACACCGGUGAGUGUUUCAUCCGAAGCCUCGAUUGUUCGAAGGAGAUAUUCAAGUCUUUUUGUAUUCUACCGUGCAAGAAGAAAGAUUCUUCCCAUAGUCAUGCACUCGCGGGUUUCAAUGGAGAUCGGUUUUCUUUGUUAGAACAAUGCGAUAGCACAAGGAAGAUUGAGAUUUGGGUGACAAAGAAUAAAAUUAAUAUUGAAGAUGAUGGAGAGGCUGUGGUGUGGAUUAAGUUUAUGAAUGUCUCGAGACCUAACUUCCCCAUGUUAUAUAAUCGUCGUGAUAUUGGCUCUUGUUCAAGUUACUUGGUCGAUGAUAGUAUCUAUGGAAAGAGCUUCGUCGCGUGUUGUAGAGACGAAACUAGACAGCCUUGCAUCUAUGUGGUGAGAGGAGAUCUGUUCAAGAAGAUUAAAUUAUAUUAUGUGGUUGAUCCGUUUUGCCAUUCUGUGUAUAUUCCUAGUUUGAUACCUAUUCCUUGGAUGAGUUCAGAUCAAGAAAACAAUAAGAAUAUAGAAGUUUAA
Messenger RNA from Microthlaspi erraticum, 1158 nucleotides. The record is from the annotation of a GenBank genome assembly. NCBI's taxonomy places the organism in Eukaryota, Viridiplantae, Streptophyta, Magnoliopsida, Brassicales, Brassicaceae.